This is a messenger RNA of Apodemus sylvaticus (European woodmouse), 1143 nucleotides long. It is a transcript of the gene Rp9, whose product is annotated as RP9 pre-mRNA splicing factor. The record is from RefSeq and is a predicted model, not a curated record. NCBI's taxonomy places the organism in Eukaryota, Metazoa, Chordata, Mammalia, Rodentia, Muridae. Bases 160 to 795 code for a protein of 211 amino acids. The transcript has 6 exons. Gene Ontology annotation, biological process: RNA splicing.
GCCCCCCUCAGCUUAGGUUCCCGCAGGCCUCGGGGGCCGCGGGCCCGGCUGCACGUUCCCUGCGUGAGCUCUGCGACACGGGCCGGUGGGACGUUAGUGGGGUUGCGCUGCGGGGCGGAAGAGGUGUCUUUCCACCUCCUCAGCCCGCCUCGGGUCGCGAUGUCGUCCGGGGCCGGGUCUCGGAGGCCGCGGGAGCCGCCGGAGCACGAGCAGCAGCGGCGGCGGGAGCAGAAGCGGCGGCGGCACGACGCGCAGCAGCUGCAGCAGCUCAAGCACCUGGAGUCCUUUUACGAGAAACCUCCUCCUGGGUUUAUAAAGGAGGAUGAGACGAAGCCAGAAGACUGUAUACCGGAUGUGCCUGGCAAUGAGCAUGCCAGGGAGUUUCUGGCUCAUGCUCCGACUAAAGGACUGUGGAUGCCACUGGGGCGAGAGGUCAAGGUUAUGCAGUGUUGGCGUUGCAAACGGUAUGGCCAUCGAACAGGCGACAAAGAAUGCCCUUUCUUUAUCAAAGGCAACCAAAAGUUAGAACAGUUCCGAGUUGCACAUGAAGAUCCCAUGUAUGACAUCAUUCGAGAGAAUAAAAGACAUGAAAAGGAUGUAAGGAUCCAGCAGUUGAAACAACUACUGGAGGACUCUACCUCAGACGAGAGCAGCUCCAGCUCCUCAGGAGACAAAGAGAAGCGCAAGAAAAAGAAGAAGAAAGAAAAGCACAAGAAACGGAAAAAGGAGAAGAAAAAGAAGAAGAAACGGAAGCACAAGGCUUCCAAGUCUAGUGAGAGCUCAGACUCGGAGUGACCGCUGAUGGUAGCACCUCAGCACCACCCACAGGCCAGAGGACAGAGCCAGCGAGAGACGGGCACCUGGCACAACCGUGAGCUCUCCGCCUCCUGGUGCCAAGUGACCACUGUGGAGCUCUGAGGCACAGCUGCUGGAGGCGUCUGUCCUCUCACUUUGAUGGUCACUUGUGUCUGAUUGCUUUAGUAGGCCGCUGCUGCCGUGGGAGGUGGUGACGACUCUGAAGAAGCGCGCUCUAGGGCACCCCCAGGGCAUUUGCCUCCAUGGUGUGGGAACUCAUUUCCCAGGAACUUAAGGAUUCACCCUUCUCUGUGGUUUGGGAAAAUAAAAGUUGUUUUAUUUUUUAAA